Suillus clintonianus is the source of this 1958-nucleotide messenger RNA. RefSeq lists its product as uncharacterized. Lineage: Eukaryota; Fungi; Basidiomycota; Agaricomycetes; Boletales; Suillaceae. The record is from RefSeq and is a predicted model, not a curated record. Bases 80 to 1660 code for a protein of 526 amino acids. The transcript is spliced from 5 exons.
AGAUCGGGCUGUGCCAAGGGCUAUUAUAUACUUCAAGUACAUGAUAUAAGUACUCCCCCCUCCAUUCUCCACGUCCAGCAUGGCAACUGCUCCCGAACCUAGGGAGGAAACCUGGGACCCAUCUACUCUUUUUGCAUGUGAUGCACUCCCAAAUCACCUGGAUGACUCUGACUCGGUCACAUCUGACCUGAAGUCUGCGACCAAUUUCUACGACCGCAGUCUGACAAGUCGUAGGUAUGCCCUCGCUGGUGUGGCAUGCUCAAGUAUCGUCAGCUGUUGUUGCAUCGUUGCAGGCGCUGUCAUUGCGGCAGCUCCUGCCAGUGGAGGUGCGGUCACUUUGAUCUCAGCAGGACCGAGCGGGAUUGCACUGCGGAAAGAGAUGGUGGUCAUUUCACUGAACUUGAUCGUCACAUUAUGCACCGAGGCCACAGGUUUCGUACACAACAUCUCAUUGCGCUCUGUAUUGGCUUCAGAGUCUCGGCUUAAUUUCAACUCUAAUCUGCGCCUUCUGACCGCAGCUCAUGGAUGGAGCAACCCCAAUGGUGCCCUGCUCAAUGGUAUCAUGGUUGUCCUCCUCGUCAUAUCCUAUAGCUCAGCUUCACUAGUCGCAUUACCUUCCUACUCCAUCCUUUAUGAUGUACUUUCCGGCGAAGCCGUGAACACCGUGACCGCGACUCGUGUUGAUAUCAUAGGGACACCUCUUCUGAUUCUGGGAGUCGCACUUCUUCUCCAGGUGGUGAUCACAUUGACAGGGAUGCGAGCUAUCAAGAUAUUAACGUGGAGUUCCUCGCCUUUCGAUUUGACCGCUGCCCUGAUCCACCACGCGCAAUUGACCCCAGUUCUUUUCCGGUGCAUGCGUGGCGUGUCCGACUUGGAUGUGGAUGGAGGUCCAGCGAGGCCAUCAGAUACACAGCCCUCUGCAUGGCAUGCACACCCUAGCAUCCGGAAAGUUAUCAUCUCCCUUUGGUGCCUUGUCGUAGCAUGUGCUGGAUGGGGUGUCCUCAUCCUGUACAUCCACGAUGCGUAUGAAGGCUAUACCGGUCAGAUAACCUGGAAAUCGUGGUCGUUCUUCCCCGACGAUACGAAUUUCUUAUACAGCCUUAGGUACCAGUUAGCAGGGGCGGGGGGGGGACUCGUUGAAUUUGAAUUUUGGAUUCUGACUUAUGUCAACCUGGCUGUAAUCCAGGGACCAUUGACACUUUGUCUGCACUGCUCUGAGCUCAUCGCAAAUGUCAUUCGAGACGAAGGGCAUUGGAGAUGCGCUACUGGACAAGGGAUUACAUUGGUGAACCCACUGAAGUCGGUUUUCGCCAAUCCGCUCUGUCUUGCACUUUUUGUCGCGAAGCCUAUCCUGCACUGGAUAUUCGGGCUUUGUUUUGUGCUCCUCGCCAACUUGGACGUCUAUUCAUCAUUUGGAGUGGAUAUCACAAUAUAUAUGUACCCAAUGCAGAUCUUGAACUUAUGGAUAGUGCUGUUUGUAUUCGCUUGUUUCUUCACCUUCGUGGCACGGCGGCAACGGCGCGGGCCCCAGCCAGCUGCAUACGGUCACCUUCAGACACUGGCCAACCUCGUGGAUGAGUGGACGCCUGUGAUGUGGUGGGGCCACAAGGAAGAUGGAAUCCCGUAUUGUCAUGCCGGUAGGGUACUUGUGUGGUCAUGAAAUAGGGACGAGUGAUCAGCCGCUGCCGGCUGUGAAGAUGGACUGUGUUUAUGCUGGCACCAAUGCCGGGUCCCAUCCUUCCGUCUCGUAUUUGCGAUGCUUACGAUGUUUGCAGUGUUGGAGAUGGAUCAGGAUGUUGUCAUCCGGACCUACUUCUUCGCGCACCACAUUCAAAAGAAUUCUGCUUUCAGCGAAUGCACGAUUGGGACACAUUAGUGAUAUUGGAUAUGAUUUACAAGGCUAUGUAUGCUUGGAUUGUACUGUGUCAGUAGUACUAACUCACAGCGAAUCGUAUUGA